GCACGUGCGAAACAACAAAGAGAACACAAGUAUUCGACCGGCGCCGGAAAAAAUCAAUGAACCGGCUCAGUCUGGACCCGGCGCUCGUCCCGCCCGCAUGCUUCUCCCUCCCACGCGGGCUCGCCUCAGCCCUUCCCGCUCUUCGUUCAAAACAGCAGGCAUCGCAGCAUACCCGUGUGGAUAUAUGGUCAUCUUACAGCCGUCACGGAGGCAGUGGACCCAUCGCAAGACAAACAGGUGUGGUUCCGUGGCAUCGCAAAGCGGAAGGGAGGCUUCUCGUAACCAUUGCCGGGAAAUUGUCGCGAUACCAGCCUGCGUGCCUGGCGGACCUGCUCGACGGAUCUGCGCAGAGACGACAGCCAGGAAGGCCACCAGGGAACCGACAGUGAUAUAUAGCUGCAACAGCGUGUCUAUCGCUCAAUUUGGCAGCGGUGCUUCGAAAGACGCGCAUGUUAAAACAUUUUGCUUUGCCUUACAGGUCGAGUACCACCGCGCCGUAACUAGAGGCGACAAGCGCGAAGACAAGCAAGCAUCAUGGCGUCCGAAACGAACGAGCCCUGCCUAGUGAACCUCCACAUGACGCCGCUUCAGGCGAGCCACGGUGCCCAGGAGCUGGCCAGGUCCGGCGUCGAGCUUCCGAGCUGGAUCCAGCACUGGGCGAUCGUCUUCCUGUGGCAGGAGCAGGACCGCGCCCUGCGAGUCGAAGGCAUCGAGGAGGACGACAAGUGCGAGGUCAAGGUCAAGGAGAUGAGCUUCCAGGAGGGGCUGGAACAGCCGGGAACCAAGGUAGAGUGCGGCACUUAUCCAUUGACUAUUGAACAAGUGAAAAUGGUAGCCAAGGAAAAAGGUGCCAAUCCACCAGACUACGACGAGCUUACAGCUAGCUGCCAGACUACGGCCAAGGAGGUUCUCUCGGACCUGGGCAUUACAAUUGGAACGCAGAGUGCGCUUGAGUCUGUGCUGACCGUUUUGCUGUCCCUAGGAGGAGACGGCGCUGCGGAAAAGUUGCAGUCUGCCCUCAAGGACAAGACAGCGCGUUAGCCAACGCAGCAAAAGCGAAGAACUGCAGAAAAUUCCGGCACGUGUGCCAAAAUGAAAGUACACACUUGUGGUUGAAUAAAAACCACUACAACCAAAUUAAA
Molecule: messenger RNA, 1142 nt
Organism: Dermacentor albipictus
Lineage: Eukaryota; Metazoa; Arthropoda; Arachnida; Ixodida; Ixodidae
Source: RefSeq, a predicted model, not a curated record